CGAAUUCGGGGGCUUAGGCGUUAUCUUCUGGUCUCAGCUCUCCCUGAUACCCCACCUCUCUCGCUGAGAGGCAGGGUGCCCCCGGUAGGGGGCAGAUUCCGGGGCUCCUGAAGGUGGGGCGUGCCGACCUUUCGCUUGGCUGCGCUUCCGUCCUCCCGGCGGGUCGCGGCUGCGGCCACCACUGCUGGAAAGCACCUUGCGCAAGGGUCUCACGCGCUGUGGACUCGCGACUCCGCCCCCUUCCUCCUCCUUCCCGGAUCCCUAGCUUACGAGCAGUGCGGGCCGGGCAGUGAGCGGGGAAGCAGGGACCCGCGCCAGCGCGCCUUCCACCGCGAAUGCCUCCCGGACGGCUGCCUUCUCCGUGCCGACUCCCAACUGUCUGGAAAGCACAACAGUAAUGGAGUACAUGAGCACUGGAAGUGAUAAUAAAGAAGAAAUUGAUUUAUUAAUUCAACACUUGAAUGUGUCUGAUGUAAUAGACAUUAUGGAAAAUCUUUAUGCAAGUGAAGAGCCAGCAGGUUAUGAACCCAGUCUAAUGACCAUGUGUCAAGACAGCAAUCGGAAUGAGGAGCGUUCAGAGUCCCUGCUGCUCAGCGGCCAGGAGGGGCCAUGGCUGUCGUCAGUCAGAUAUGGAACCGUGGAGGACCUGCUAGCUUUUGCGAACCACAUAUCCAACACUGCAAAGCGUCUUUAUGGACACAGACGACAGGAAUCUGGAAUUUUAUUAAAUAUGGUAAUCACUCCCCAAAACGGACGCUAUCAGAUAGACUCUGAUGUUCUCCUCGUCCCCUGGAAGCUGACUUACAGGAAUAUUGGCUCCGAUUUCAUUCCUCGGGGGGCCUUUGGGAAAGUGUACUUAGCACAAGAUAUCAAGACCAAGAAAAGAAUGGCAUGUAAACUGAUUCCAGUAGAUCAAUUUAAGCCAUCCGAUGUGGAAAUCCAAGCUUGUUUUCGGCACGAGAACAUCGCUGAGUUAUAUGGCGCCGUCCUAUGGGGUGAAACUGUCCAUCUCUUUAUGGAAGCAGGCGAGGGCGGGUCUGUUCUGGAGAAACUGGAGAGCUGUGGACCAAUGAGAGAAUUUGAAAUUAUUUGGGUGACAAAGCAUGUUCUCAAGGGACUUGAUUUUCUACACUCAAAGAAAGUGAUUCACCAUGAUAUUAAACCUAGCAACAUUGUUUUCAUGUCCACAAAAGCCGUUUUGGUGGAUUUUGGCCUAAGUGUUCAGAUGACUGAAGACAUCUAUUUUCCUAAGGACCUCCGAGGAACAGAGAUUUACAUGAGCCCAGAAGUGAUCCUGUGCAGGGGCCAUUCGACCAAGGCAGACAUCUACAGCCUGGGGGCCACGCUCAUCCACAUGCAGACGGGCACCCCGCCCUGGGUGAAGCGCUACCCUCGCUCAGCCUACCCCUCCUACCUGUACAUAAUCCACAAACAGGCCCCUCCAUUAGAGGAUAUUGCGGACGACUGCAGUCCCGGCAUGAGAGAGCUGAUAGAGGCCGCCCUGGAGAGGAACCCCAAUCACCGCCCCAGGGCAGCAGACCUGCUGAAACAUGAGGCCCUGAACCCCCCCAGAGAGGACCAGCCACGCUGUCAGAGUCUGGACUCUGCCCUCUUUGAACGGAAGAGGCUGCUGAGUAGGAAGGAGUUGGAACUUCCGGAGAACAUUGCAGAUUCUUCAUGUACAGGAAGCACUGAAGAAUCAGAGAUGCUAAAGAGACAGCGUUCUCUCUACAUUGACCUUGGAGCCCUGGCUGGCUAUUUCAACCUUGUCCGGGGUCCGCCAACAUUGGAAUAUGGCUGACUGAUGACAUCGUUUGCUCUAAAUUAAGACUCAGCUUUUAUCUCCUGGAAGCUCGUUCUGCUGACUCUACACAGGGGCUCUGUCUAGUGCAUUGGAGCACUUACUGGCUGGCACUGUGGGCUCCCAUGACUCAGGAGUGUGACUCCAUGUGGCUCCUGUGUGUGUGAUUUGUGGAGCUGCCCUGGUACCCACCAGAGCUGAAGUCCUCAUUUCUCAGGUGGUGUGACUGAAGGGGAGGAAGUUAAACAUGUAUAGGAGGAUCGUUUCUGGUGACUGAUUUCAUUCACUGUGCACUUUGUUCAAAUUUUUAAAAAUACCAAUUAUAAGAGUAAUAUAUUAGCCUAAAAUUACUAUUCUUGAUUCUAACUUAAGUAUGGGAAGUUCAUUUAAUGCAGAAUAGUUGUUUUGUAUAGAUCAGUGUAUAUUAGCUAAGUCUCUGAGCCUGUGUUGGUAGAUUCUAGUUUAAAUUAAAGUUAUAUUUUGGGUGAAUAGAACAACUUGAAUAUUGUAGCAAUAAGCUGAACUAGUGUCUGGAAAGUGGCUCGCUGGUCAGUGCAGCGCCACCUGACAGCAGGCCAUUAGUGCCGGGUUCUGUUGUGUUCCUAUGGAAACAUUUUGUACUGCACGUGCCAUGCUUAAAACAUUUAAAACAUGACGUUUUGAAUGUGGAUAAAACUGUGUAAACCACAUAAUUUCUGUACAUCCCAAAGGAUGAGAACGUGACCUUCAUGAAAAAUGGAAACUUUUGUCAAUUCUUAAUGAUGCUACUUUUGUACCUCCUAUGACUAUUUUCUUUCGAGCAUUUGUAUAUUAAAAUAGCAUACUAUGUAUGUUUUAUAUCAAA
Phyllostomus hastatus (greater spear-nosed bat) is the source of this 2645-nucleotide messenger RNA. RefSeq names its product mitogen-activated protein kinase kinase kinase 8 (gene MAP3K8). NCBI's taxonomy places the organism in Eukaryota, Metazoa, Chordata, Mammalia, Chiroptera, Phyllostomidae. Gene Ontology annotation, molecular function: protein kinase activity; ATP binding. Gene Ontology annotation, biological process: protein phosphorylation. Bases 398 to 1801 code for a protein of 467 amino acids. The record is from RefSeq and is a predicted model, not a curated record. The transcript has 8 exons.